UCUUUCUGACAGCUGGCUGUCCAGACUCCUUGAUUAAAGAGGUUCAUCACUUCAGGAUUCUGGGAGAAGAACAGUACAACCGCUACCAGCGCUAUGGUGCGGAGGAGUGCGUGCUGCAGAUGGGCGGCCUGCUGUGUCCAACUCCCAGCUGUGGAGCAGGUCUGCUACCCGAACCAGGAGUGAGGAAAAUUGUAUGUGAACCAGGCAAUGGAAUAGGCUGUGGGUUUGUGUUCUGCCGUGAAUGUAAAGAAGAAUACCAUGAAGAGGAAUGCAGCUCUUUCCUCAGCACACAGGGAGCUGUGGCCCAGAAGGGAUAUAUAGUUGAUGAAAAUGCAGCCAUGCAAGCCCGGUGGGAAGAGGCAUCUAAAGAAACAAUCAAGAAAACAACCAAGCCAUGCCCCAACUGCCAUAUUCCAGUGGAGAAAAAUGGUGGCUGCAUGCACAUGAAAUGUCCUCGACCUCAGUGCAGGUUUGAGUGGUGCUGGAACUGUGGCCUGGAGUGGAACAGAACCUGCAUGGGCAAUCACUGGUUUGACUGAUAGCGCAAUGGCCCAGGGGCUAGCUGGCAUUGCUGCUGCAACUGACUUUCAUCAGGGUCACAUUCUGAACUCCUUGCUUAAACUCCCAGUGGUUUCAGAGAUGUUCAGAAGUUAGCUCAGUUUGUUGUUUCUUUGCUUGCUUGCCUAUGAAAUCAUAAUAAACUCACACUGAAGGCAUGCCAAGGGUUUUAAAUCCACUAAGUAAAAAGAGAAAUUGUUUUAAUGGACAGACUUACUCACUGUGGUAAAAGAGGGAUAUCUUUCACCUUUCUGAAUAUAUGCAGCCUGUCAGCACAGAGAGACAGGUUUACCAUGAGGAACUCGCUUGAUAUUUCUAGUCAGAAAUCCCUGACUCCUGCAAGAGAGCAGCAGGUGUAUCAGGGGCUAUGGUGGGGAGUCCCAGCACCAAUUCCUUUGCUCAGUCAGUACAAUUUUUGAUUUUAAGAAUGUGUUUCUUAACAGCUUAAUAGCUUUUUAGCAGAUGAAAGACACUGGCUGUUCAGUGUUUACUCAGGGUUCCUUCUGAACAGGUUUACUAUAGGGUUCUUGCUUUCAAACCAAAUUCUCAUAGAAAUAGCCAGCUUUAUGUCAGUUUUGUGCUUGUGUAUUUGUAACACACAGCAUGAAAUCUGCCUAUAUCACACAGACUAUGUUACCUCAUAGAUUAGUUGAGGAUGUAUCCAGUUUGAGCUCUAACCACAAGUGUUGCAGAGGUGAUUGGAUAUGAUUAAGUGUUGCAGAAGCUAAAUUCCUAGGGUUUCCUUUUUUUUGUGCUUACAGCUAUACUUUGGAUGUAGCAAGGGGAAGCAGGAUGAGCCUUCUUGGGUAUUCCCUUCAUUAUCAAUCUAAAUUGAAUCAGAAUAUGGUUAUAUUUCUGAAAACGUAUUCACAGCUCAAACAGUGAGGAACUUUUAUUUUACAAUGUUUAUACAAUAAGUAAAGCUUUAUAGCAUUUCCAAAUGUGAACAAUCUUACUGUUUCGUGUCCUUUACAUUGCUGUCCUAAUCUAAAAUGAAAUGGGUACUGCUCAUCUCAAUGUGUCAGGUAAGGAUUUCUUCAAUUCAUUUUGAGAAAAAGCACACAGUAAAUAAAAGUGUCAAAAUUGACUUCA
Meleagris gallopavo (turkey) is the source of this 1650-nucleotide messenger RNA. Lineage: Eukaryota; Metazoa; Chordata; Aves; Galliformes; Phasianidae. The record is from RefSeq and is a predicted model, not a curated record.